Molecule: messenger RNA, 4044 nt
Organism: Daktulosphaira vitifoliae (grape phylloxera)
Lineage: Eukaryota; Metazoa; Arthropoda; Insecta; Hemiptera; Phylloxeridae
Exons: 11
Coding region: 327-3494 (1055 amino acids)
Source: RefSeq, a predicted model, not a curated record
GUUUUAAAGUUUAGUGUUCAUCCAUUGAGUGGGUCGUUCGGUUGUUGUUAGUCACGUCAGUUGUCUGAUUAAAUACCGUUAAAACAGUGUAGUGCUCGUGUUAUCUGUGUUUCACUUAGCUUUUGUUUUUACAACAACAAAUAUUUUUUAAACAACGAACGUCUUGUUUUCGUAAUAUUGUUACACAUAUUAAAAAGAGUGCAACAUGUGACUUAAAACUGACUACUGGAUUAUUUUAACUCUCAAAAACUAUGGCGAAUGAGAGAAUCGCUGUAAUCACUUAUUUCACUCUUAUCGGAAUCGAAUUUUAUUAUUAAUAUCCUAAGAUGUCGCCUGAAAACGAGUGUCCAAGAUUCAAACAGAAUACUUGGAAAAAAGAUUUAUGCUCAAACUGUUUUCGUCCUAAAGAAGAACAUCCUCAAAAGCCCAAACGGGUGCACAUUGACUACAAACCAUUACCUGAAAUAUCACCUGACCUAAGUAUAUUAAAGGGGAAAAGCGCUUGUGAAAAGUCUUUAAAUGUAUCUUUUUCCAAUGUCGAAUAUGAAGUCAUUGGUUAUGGUGGCGAAGAAUAUUCCACUGAUGAAGAUUAUUCUUCAGACGACGAGGAUGUUUUGGAGUAUCCAGAUUCGGCAGAGGAAGAAGAACUAAAAAGACUGACAGAAGCCAACACAAACAUGAACGGCAAACUAAACAUAGUUCCUGAAAAAAAUAUCACUAAUCCACAGGUCACCAAAAUUACAUCUGUUAAAGCUGAAUCACCCAAAUCAAAUGGAUUAAAAAUUACUGAAAAAUCAUUAUCGCCCCCUUUAGUUACAGUGAAACCAUUUGGUGGUGAUCCAGAACCAAAAUCGUUAGUUUAUAGUUUCUUAAAAAAUAAAGAAAUAGCAGCAGCUGCCAAGAAAGAGACUCCAGUAAAAACAACUUCUGUCGUAUUAGCGAAUGUAGAGGAAAAAUCUAUUAUAUCAGAGGAAACCCCUAUCGUUAAUUGCACUAAAAAUGAAGUUCCCAUACGCAAGACUGAAAAUAAAAAGACUUCUCUGGUUAGAAGCUCAUUGGUAGCUAGCUCUAACGAAUCGUAUCUUAAUGUGAAACGGUCUAACUUUUUGGUAUCUGAAGAUACAAAACUAAUACAGGUUCUGGAUAAGCCUGCAAAAAAAGAGACUCUUGAAGUGAUUUCAUCGGUUUCCAAACUACCACAACCUGAAGAAAUUAAAACAGAAAGACUGAAAGGAAAUGAACCUACCGCAACGACAGAUACACCUUUAACGCCACCUAAAGAACCGGAGUUGCCAGCGAUCGAUAUUUCGAACAUAGCCUCUUACAAGAUGAGAAGUAAUGUCCCUCGUAUGGGUACGGCUCAAUUUAAAAUAAAAAUGCCAGUUGCUGUAGUACCUUUUCAAAAGUCUGAUUCUUGCAAAACAAUAGAAUCGCCGGAAUCGUUAACCAGUCGAGAACUAGCUGGUGAACCGGAUGGUAAAGCUGAUUCUGAUGAACCAAAUGAACAACAGCCAUCACUGCCAGUUACUCCUACUAAUCGAUCUUUUUUGCAUAGCUUCAGCAAAGAUAAAUCACCUCCCCCACCGCCCCCUUGUGAUACUCCACCGAGAACUCCUCUGAGAAAAUCAUCAAGCUGCAGCCCACCAGAGUGCCCCAGAAGUAUUAAGCGACAAGCUCCUAAACCACCUUCAACUCCCCCAUCUCCUAUGAUCGUUUGUGCCAAUAAUAAUUCUUACCUCUGCAGACAAGAGAGUAAUGUUUCGGUUUCUGAUGACGAAUCUGGAGGCCUUGACGAAAAUAUUUCCACAAAUCAUAAGCUAUUGGCUGAAUAUUGUGAACAAAUUGAAAAUGAAAAAUACUUACCUAAUAAUAAUGAAAAUAUUCCAAUUGUUGAGAGUGUUGAAACUUCAACACGUGAAUCAGCAACACUUCCAUUACCUGUUCGUCGAGUUUCAUUUGAAAAAAAAAAAUAUGGUAAAGCUGCUAGAGUUGGUUCAAAAAUAAAAAAAUUCUUGAGAAUACCUAGUAAAGAAUCAGUAAAUACUUUACCUCAGACUCCAUCUAGACCAAAAUUGGAAAUUAUUCAUCCUCUAGAUAUCAAUAAGUCUGGUGUAGAAAUAAUUCAUAAUAUUGACCUUAUACACCACAUAGAUGAGAAAAAAAUGAAAGAUUUAACUACAAAAAUGUCAUCUCAACAUCAUCCAACAAGACCAUCUAAGCCACCUCCACCGCCAAGAAGUCAUCCACCAACACCUCAAACAACAGCUGUGAAAAAUAACUUAAAACUUACUGAAUAUUGUGAUGAUGCGUCUAAAACCUGUGAUUCUAGUACUUCAGAUGAGAUUUAUGAACAGAUUAAUUACUCAGCGCCAGAAUGUGAUCAUAGUUCUGAAAUGGCCCAAUUAACAUCUAUGCAGUAUUGUGGUAGUGAAACUGAAUCAGAAAUUUAUCCUGUCAUUCAAUUUGGAGACGAUUUUGGUAUUGAAGACAGUGUGAGAAAUAUUCAAACAAAAAAUCACAAAAGUCUGGAAAAAAGUUAUGAUGCUGUUGUUAUAGCUAACCAUGAAGCAUUGUCUAAACUUUUGGAUCAGGCAUCAGGUGGUCCAAAAAUUCCUAAAGAAUUAAUGGUGUUUCAAACUAAAAGUCUUGAAUGGUCUAGUUUCCGUAUUGAUUCCACUAGUCGUUUACAAAAAGGUGAAUAUUCAUUUUACAACAGUAAAUGGUAUGAUGUCCCAGUAGUUCUCUCCAUUUCAACCAAAGAAGUUAAACUUAAAAAUGUGUUAAAUAACCACUUUACACUAACUAAAAUAUCUCAGUUCAUUGGUCAAAUUGGCAAAGAAUUUUCCAUUAGUAAUGAAAAUGAAGAAGCUUAUAUUACUUUAUGGAAUGCUCAUUGUAUUGAGAGCAUAGAAUCAUACUGCAAAGAUUACAAUGCUAAAUAUUCUGAUGUUAAUAAAGAAGCAGGUUUAAUUUUAGUGGAAACUGUUAACUUACUUAUGGGACUUCAAGCUUCAAAUGUAGAAAAGUAUACCUUGCAACCAUUUGUAAUCAGUAGAAAUCUUUUUGGGACAGAUCCAACAAUUGCUAUUAUUCAAGUUGAAAAUGUUUCAAAAGAGGAAGAUACAUUGUGUAAUAUAAUGUUAAACAUACUCAAAUUACUGGCACCUACUUGGGAAAUGACAAUAUGUUUAUCACAAGUUUUAAGACAAGGAAAAGCCAAUUCACUAUCAAAGUGUAAGGCUUUGCUGGAGUUUUGGUUGUGGGGACCCACUGGUGUCACAGUUGCUCCUGAUCGACCAUUGUCUUUAAAAAGAUGGUUAGAUUUAGAACGAGCCAACAACCUACAUAACCAUGUCUGUGCUCACUUUACCAAUCUUACAGUUCAGCAGAUUUGUUAUUUAUCAUUCUUAGUAGCCAAUAAUGAAAUGUUACUUACUGAAGUUUGGACAAUAAUAGCUGGUCUUAAGAUACAACCUCUUGGCAAUAAUUUCUAAAUUUUAAGAAUAUUAUGUUUUAAGGUUAUUACAUGUUUGACAACAACGAGAUAAAUUGCAAAUCAAAUCAUAAAUUUACUCUCAAAAUAUUUGCUCAUUUAUUGUUAAUACUAAAUUCAUAGUGUAUAUAAUUAUAUAACUUAUUUUUAUAUUUUUUAAUUGUAAAAUAUGAGUUUACAACAUUCUCUGCCAUGUCUUAAUUUUAAGUAGUUAUUAAUUUAAUAUUAUAUUUUGUUACUCAAAGUAUUUAUUUAAAAAAAAGCUCUCUAAAAUGUCAAUUAUUUUUUAAAAUAAUUUUUCCAAUAUAUAAUGUAUUCUUUUUAUGUAUGUUGUGUAAUUUACUAAAUUGAUCAAUUAUAUGACUACGAAUUCAUUGUUAUAAAUAUUUUAUUUAUCUAAUUACUUUUUCUAGAAUCUAUUAUGACGAAGUUAUUAUAUCUUGCACUUAACUACUAAGUACUCUGUAUUAAAAAUUUAUAUUCAAAAGUGAAUUUUAGAUUUUUGAACUAAAUGAAUAUUUUAAUAAAAUUUAUUCAUUAUUUACCAUCAA